This is a messenger RNA of Lagopus muta (rock ptarmigan), 6082 nucleotides long. RefSeq names its product nucleoporin NUP42-like. Gene Ontology annotation, cellular component: nuclear envelope. The record is from RefSeq and is a predicted model, not a curated record. NCBI's taxonomy places the organism in Eukaryota, Metazoa, Chordata, Aves, Galliformes, Phasianidae. Gene Ontology annotation, molecular function: nuclear export signal receptor activity.
GUGUAGGACGAGGGGAAAUGGUUUUAAGUUGAGGGAGGGGAGAUUUAGGUUGGACAUCAGGGGGAAAUUCUUUACCCAGAGAGUGGUGAGGUGCUGGAACAGAGAGGCUGUGGAUGCCCCAUCCUUGGAGGUGUUCAAGGCCAGGUUGGAUGGGGCCCUGGGCAGCCUGGUUUAGCAUUAAAUGUGGAGGUACCCCAGGAUGCCAUUGGCCCUCUUGGCCACAAGGGCACACUGCUGGCUCAUGGCAACCUGUCGUCCACCAGGACACUCAGGUUUUGCUUCCAACUUCUUGCUGGCUUGGUCGGCAUUGUGCGAAUGGCUUUGCAUCCUUUCUUCUUCAUUAUCAGGUCCCAUUGGAAGAGCCAGAGGAGGAUGGCGUGCCGCUUCCCGGAGACGCAGAAAUGCUGUCCAGGCAUCCGUGCUCCAGCGCUUGAGAAGAUGUGGAGGAAGAUGGCGUACCAUAAACCAGAUAAGCACAGUCAAAAUCAUAACACCAUGACAGGAACCGUGUUUGAGAACAAGAGAAGAGCUGUAGGAGGAUGGGGAGAUGCUACUCCAUCACAUACAAAUCCUAGCCAGCUACCUGUGCUCCAGCACACGGGAGGAGCUGUAGGAGGAUGGGGAGAUUCUACACCGACAUAUACAAAGCUUAGCCAGCCACCUGUGAUGCUGCACAUGGGAAGAGCUGUAGAAGAAUGUGGUGCUGGUACCCCAAGGAAGAGAAAUCCUAUCCGCCCAGCCGUGUCCCUGUGUAAGGGAGGGGCUGUAGGGGGAUCUAAAGCUUCUAACCAGACAGACACAAAUUUUAGCCAGCCACCCAUGGUUCUGCACAAGGGUGGAGCAGUAGGAGGAUUGGGAGAUUCUACUCCGACAAACCUUAGCCAGCUGUCUGUGCUCCAGAACACGAAAGGAACUGGAGCCGGAUGGGGGGGCACUUCUCCGACAAAUAUUAACCUUAGCCAGCCAUCUGUGAUCCAGCACACGGAAGGAGCUGAAAAAGGAUUGAGUGAUGGCUACCCAGAUAGACACAAAUCCUAGCCAGCCCCAGCACAUGGGAGGUGAUGGAGGAGGACGUGUUGUUCGUGCCCAGAGAAACACAAACCUUCUCCAGCCAGCCGUGCUGCAGCGCAAAGGAGGAUCUGCAGGAGGACGGGGUGCUCCCGCAGCUGUUGUGCAGCCUCCUGUGCUCACAAAGAGCUCCUCAGGUGGCAGCUGCAAUGGAGGAGGACUCUCUGGUGCCUCCGGGGUUGGAGCAGCAGGCAAGAAAGGCGCAGCGUCCUUGCAGAAAGCGAGCUCUGCGUUAAGCAGUGCAAACCCGGCUGAUGAGCACAGAGAUGGACAGCAGAGACUUGCUGACUGGGUAGCAGAAGACAUGGCAACCUGGGAAUCUUCUGGACAGUGGAUGUUUUCGUGUUACUGUCCUGAGAAGGGCAAGCCUAAUGUUUCAGGCUUUCCAGAGAUCUCCCCUGAGGAGCUGCACCUGGGGUAUGACACCUGCAGUGCCAAGGAGGGCACAGGACUCUACAUACACGCUGUCCAUCAGUAUGUGCAACAAUGGAGAACCAGGCUGCAGGAGCUGAAGGCUUUAAAUGCCUGGAGAACAGCAUCGAUGCUACUUUGGAGAGAGAAAGCGGUCACUCCACCAUUACCUUCUCUUGGACUGGGAGGACAGCAAGCACCAAGCCCUGGGUUCCCAAGCUCUCCAGCCAACAGCAGCGGUGCUGCCCGCUUGUUUGCAAAUCCCAGCGUCUCAUCUGGAAGCGCUCCAGCUGUGGGGAGCUCUGCUGCUGCCUCCAGUCCUCCUGCCCUUGGGGUGACGUCCUCCCACAGCUGUCCCCAUUCCGUUGGGACUGGGGAUUCUGCAGCUCCAUCCGCAGCCUCACUUCACGCUCCUGGAACGGCCGCUGCGUGGACUUCUGGGCUUCCGGGCCCUGGGAGCCCUGCUGCAGCAAAUCCUUCCAGCACCGCUCCGCUUGCUGUCGCUGCUCCCAAGGCAGCUACAGAACCUUCUCACCCGGGCACAAGCAGUGCUUCGGCCGCACCGACUGCCGGUGCCUCUGCACACAGCGCCGCGUCCGCGCCUCUGCAUCCACACGGCAUCAGAGGGCAGCUCUGCACACCGAGGAGGGAACGAACGGCCGGAGAGCUGGAGCAGUUCAGAGCCAAGUUCACGCUAGGAAAGGUCCCGAGACCACCACCUGCAGAGCUUUUAUAUGAUAAGGAUUUAAGUUAAUUCUGAAGUUAUAUGUCUUAAUUCCAUAGGAUUGAAGUUAAUUCUGAAGUUAUAUGCCUUCAUUAAAUAUAAAUAAACGUAUUAUAUUAUUUAUUUACAUAUGCCUUAAUUAAAUAUAAAUAAUUAUAUUAUAUUAUAUUAUUUACAGAAUAUGUAAAUAAAAGUUAUUCUGUGACUCUUCCAAUAAAAAAUGUUGUGAUGGAGCAGUGAGCUGGAAUGCUUUUCUGUGUCUUAAGUUCUCAUUUAAUCUCUUUAGUCUUCUGUAAAUCAAUGAUGAUGCAGGUGUUAUAAUUAAGAAGCAUACAAGAGAGUUUGGCUAAGCAGGUCAUUACACCACAAAGAAGAGAUGAAGGGCUUACCCUUAUCCUGGGCUCACUGGAAAACUCCAAAGGAGGGAUCUCCAGAAAGAGAUCCUUCCCUGCUGGCAGUCAGCUCUUCAGUAGGAUACCUGGGACUAACAGGAUUACUGAAACAAUGCCUAAGUAAUGCUGCACUUCCAUGAACAGAGUGCAAUCUGCCUCUGCUGACUCAGAACAGAAGAACACUGUUCUACGUCAGUUCUCCCCCAUUUUUGAAAGAAAUAUUUUACCUUUAAAAGGCCUCAUACUCCAGUGCUGUACCUGUACUUGGCUCCAUGCUCAGCUUUCGGACACAGCUGACCACUCUUCUUUGCACUGCUCUCCCAGAUCAUACAGUCUGCAGUUUGGGUGCUAUGAGUUGUACCUACGGUGGGAUUCAGCCAUCAUUACACAUCUCUAAGCUGAAGGCUCUUUCUUGGCCUCUGUCACUGUUCAGUGUCUGAGAGAGCUUCCAGCUGGCAGUUUCACAUGUGCCUACACAAAGCUUUGAAAAUCACUGCGUUUAGCUGAGUGUCUGACUGAUGGAAUGAGAGAAUAUUAAAGUCCAGGCAAGCAUCAGACCCAAAGCACAAAAAGGCUCUUUCCAAACCAAGGAGCAUCUGGAAGUCAAAACAGCUGAUCUCUGAGUAAUGCUGUGAACUCUGGGUGCAGCAUUUCACAGAUAGGACAACAAAAUAACAAGACUUGCUACGAUUUCUCUUUGUUCUGUACACUUGUCAUCUUUGCCUGACUUUGAAAAAUUGAUGUGGUGAGAGGGAUAUUAUUAUUUGAAACUGAAAUCAAUCAGUGGUUAAUAAACCAUAUCUUUUAGACUGCAUCCUUUGGAUUUUGCAUACUACGGGAAGAAAAAACAAAACAGUUUCUGUGGGCAAAAGUCCACGCAAGAAGGACUUCUUACCAUUCGCUUCAGCUCUUCUGCAGCACGUGGUGAUUCUGUCCCUUUCACUGUGAAGAAUUUUGUUCCCUGCAACCAAAAUAAGAAUCAAUGGUUGCCAGCACCUAACAGAAAUUUAUUUGUUCUGUGGCACCGAUGGAUCACAACAAGGACAUGUAGUAAGAUUCUAUGCAGCAAUUAAGAUGAGCUCUGGGAAUGAAGUGUUUGGCAAUGCACUUCAGGCUGAUUACGAAACUGUAAGUAACAGAACCCAAAACUCCUGAGCAGGGAAUUGUACCCUGUUCUCUGCACUACCCCUCCUAGUUUAAAUGAGAGCCCUACCAGAAAAUUGACUCAAAGCUCCUGCAACAACUAAUGACUGCCACACAUUCUACCAAUUAACGGGGCUUGACACUAAAUUCAUCACAGAGAAAUUGUGCUGAAUAGGGGCUGUCACCACAAACUUGCAAUUACUAAAAUCAAUAAAAGAUUCCUAUCAGAAAGUUAUUAUUAACAUUUUACCACUCCACUUUUAAGUAACUCAUCACUCAUAAAGUGAAUGAACGCUGAACUGCUGCUGACAAAUGACGUGCUUUCAUAUUCUGCAUCUCAGUGAAAUGUCCUCAGCUUUGAUCACGGCUGUUGUUAAUCCUGAUGUUCAAGACUCUCCUUUGCCAGUCCUGGAAAGCAAUUCCUGGAAUCAUUGCCCCUCAGAGCCAAAUGAAGAAUAAUUCUACUUCUCGAUUUUUAAGAAAUCAGUACUGAGCUCGUUUUCCUAGACAUCUCUUCCAAAUUGGUAAAGACAACUUUGUAUUCUAAAGGUAACAGAAAAUGAAAAUAAACCCAGUUGGAACUGUCUGACUUCUAUUUAAUGCCUAUGACUUCCUCCUGGAUUGCCACUCUCUUGCCCAUCUCUCACUGUCUUCCUCUCCAAAAGCUCUGCAGCCAUUUGGAGCAUGAAAGAACACGGACUGAGAAUGCCUCAGUGAUGGUGAGGCAGCAAAACAGGUCACAGGACAGAGCCAGUGAGCGGAUGAGUGGUGCUGCACCCCAGCCUGCCAUCUAAUUAGCAGCUCAGACAAUGAAGAUUUUGGAGCUUUGUCUUCGUACAAGAAAAGCAGUUGGCUUCCUUUUAGAAAAAAAUAUUUCCGUCACAAUUUUUCUUUCCUUCCUGAAAUCCUUACAGAAAAAACAAACUCAAACCGUACAGAAAUAAGCUUCUCUGAUACCUGAUCUUCACUUUACUUACUGCCACUCAGUAGAGUGAGUACCAGAAGAGACCUCCUGACCAAUGACUGAUGUCCCAUCCUUCCUCUACUCGCCAUCCUUUCUUUCUUCUUUAUUCCAAACCGUCACAUUUACUCUGCCUAGCCAUGGAGGAUUUUGGACAACAGUCUGUUGGAACAACGUGCUUCAGAUAGGCAGUUUCAUUGUUUGCUUUGCUAUAGAGUGGACAAGUUAUUACAGUGAUUUAGAUCAACUCAAAAGAAAACACGCAUGGGGAAAAGCCUGAUCUCUGCAGACCAUGGGGCCUUUCUUUGUGUCUGUUAUUAUAAGAAGAUGAUGCUGAGGUCACUCGCUCUAGGGUUUGCUAUAGACAUGAACAAGGAGUAAAUUAAAAUUAAACACAGUCAAUAUUCAUGAUUUAAUUAGAAUCAAGUCCAAUUCAUAAUUCUAGGGAACACACUGGCAUUGCUUUCCUCUACCGUUACGAUGCUGCUCUCACAGAUAGGAAUCCAGAGCAAAUAGGAAGGAUUUGACAAGGACAGGGAUCAUCCUCCCUCUCUCUCAAAGUUCUCCAGAACAGCACGCAGAAAACUGUCCCUAUUUCCAUCUACAGCAAAUUCUUUUUACCCUGUUAGGAAGAUAGGAGCAAGGGAGAAAUGAUAACCAGGCAGGUGCUGCAACUAAAGCUCAGCCUGCCUUUUCAUUUCAUGCACAUUUGAUACCAGUUUUUGAUCCAGUGACACAGUUGCAACUAUCCAGGCAAAAUCAUCUCUCUGUCCUUGAGAAGUCCUUUAAACUACAGCUGUACUCCAGAGCCUUCUGCUGCACACAGUUUGCGUGGUAUCAUGAGUGGCUUCUGCAGUGGUCCAACACCACCAGCACACAACCAACCUGACACUGGUUGAGUAGAGCUUCAGACCAUUUCCAAGCCACUCUUCACUUCUGUUUGUACGCUUUCCUAACGCUGUUCCCCUCUGUUAAUAAAUGUCACAAUCAGGCUUGCAGUGCCUGAGCCAUUGCCCCUAGCAGGAAUGUGAAACACAAUCAGCUCCACAGCAAGAUCCAUGCAAGGCUAGAGUAUCUACAUAUCUGAAAACCUUUUGUUGAUGCUCUGCACUGACCUCUGACUGCCUGUAAGACCAUGCAGGUGAACUUCCAGCUAAAAUGCCAGUCUUAAAAGGAAUGACAUUUUGGGACCAACAGGAGCAACUGUUGCUGGAGAGGCAUGCUGUGACACAGCUGGACGCUGACAAAACCAGCCAUGAUGAGGAACGGAGGGGAUGGCUGGAAUACAGCAGGCACACUCACUGUGAUGAGAGAUGGCCCAGAUGAGGCUGGGAGAUGGACAUGGGGGACAGAUCACUCAGCACAGCCUGCUCUGUUGGCUCA